Messenger RNA from Acinonyx jubatus (cheetah), 3260 nucleotides. Its product is annotated as endogenous retrovirus group K member 25 Env polyprotein-like. The coding region runs from base 273 to 977 and encodes 234 amino acids. The transcript is spliced from 3 exons. The record is from RefSeq and is a predicted model, not a curated record. NCBI's taxonomy places the organism in Eukaryota, Metazoa, Chordata, Mammalia, Carnivora, Felidae.
UCAACACACUGCUGUUGUCUGUGUCCAUUUUUAUUUUAGUUUUAGGUUUUUAUUUUAGUUUUUUAUUUUUAGUUUUUUUAAUUUUAGUUUUGUUUUAUUUUCACCGACGCUGUUCUUCCUUCGGGAACCCCUGGUUGCUGGAGCUCAUCUCCAGCAAGUGGCCCCCAAACAGGACCCAAAGGAAUGCUGUCCAUGGUUUCCUGAAGAAGAUACAGUAAACUUACAGACAUGGAAUAGAGUAGGAGAUCAGCUUAGGGAGUAUUAUACUCUCCAUGGACCAGAAAAGGAUUCAGAUUCUCCUUUGUGGAUUCCGGACAGACUCAUUAGACAUGUUCAACCCGCCACCACCUCCUCCAUCUUUCCACACAUCGACUCAACGCAAGAGACGUCUAUCGGAGGAGAGCCGAGGAGGACCACUGACAUAUCGCAUGAGAGAACUUCACCUUCAAGGUGACUGGCAACCGCUGAGACCAACCCCGAUGCCACGGCACAGACUGACCCAAGCGACUCAAGACAGCAGUCCACCAGCAUGGGGCCAAAUAAAGAAACUGACGAAUGAAGCUGAGAGACUGGUUCUCAACCAAGGACUUCAACCUUCUCCUUUUACUCUUUUUGUUGCUGUACUUGCCAUUUUAGCUUGUCAGGCAAAAUGUGACAAACCAGGUACUUCUUAUUGGGCUUAUUUACCUAACCCUCCUUCCUUUCAACGGGUAACUUGGGAGAAUGAGGUUAUUCCACUUUAUACUAACAUUCCUUCUUUGAUGGGAGGAACUCAGUCUCCUAUUCAAUUGGGACAGGCUGUUAAUACUAAAAACUUCUCCUUUUAUGGAGUUUCAAGUUCUGUUCCUAUCUGCUUUGUUAUCCCCAAUACUAUAAAGGAUGAGGCUCCCUCCAUUAAUGGUUGUGCUCCAACAUCUUAUAAGGGGUUGUUGACAGAUUCUCCUAAUUAUGCAGUUGCAGACAAAAGACUCCUAUAGUCUCUAAUUUUGCUUUUACCUGGAGACUCUUCUCCUAAAAUGUUUACUCCUAAAGAUUAUCCGAAAGCCCUCCCUGUUCGUGCAGCAUCUCCUCCAGAGAAGGAUGACACUAAUGAGGAAUGGGCCUUUGUUAACCCUAAAAUAGGCUUCUCAAAAUGGAGAUAUUGUGCUUAUAAAAAGGAGAUUCAUAUUGUUAUUCCUGGAACAUAUUUAACUGUAAUUGAUAGAAGUUGUGCAGAUUCUUCUGUAGAUUAUAGGUUUUCCUUGGAAUCAACUAAUGUUAGAUACUCUUGGAAAAAUGAAUAUAUCCCUUGCCGCAUGCCAAUUAAUAGAUGGCAUAUUAAUGGAUGGGUACCAAGCAUCUUGACUAUUUCUACAAAAAAAGGCAGGAUAUUUUCAAUCUGAAAUAUGGCGUGUGAUUGCUGCCACAAAACUGGUUAACACUGCGCAGGCCGGAAAAUCAGAGCAGAUAUCAGGUACAGGCUUGCUUACAGUCUCCAUAUGCAUUUUUAAUUUCCGGAGAUUAUAAUUCCUUAAAUAUCUCUGAGUAUGCUGACAAAUAUCAUGUAUCUUGUAUCCGCUGUAAUCUUACAAAUUGUGUUUCCCUUUAACAAAUGUAAAAACACUGAUGAUUGUUCAGCGACCCCCAUAUUUAAUGGUUCCUGUCACUCUAAAUACUACAUGGUUUGAUAGUUAUGGUUUGCAAGCUUUGCAGGAUGUAAAUGCACUUCUUGUUCGUGGUCGUCGCUUUGUAGCUCCUCUUAUUCUUGGAAUUACAGCAUUUAUAGCUUUAGCAAUUUCCCUUUCGCUUUCUGCUAUAUAUAUAUAGCCUUAUCUCAAGAAAUUCACACAGCAACUUUUACUGAUCAAUUAUCAAAAAAUGUAUCCAUGGCUUUACCGACACAAGAACUUAUAGAUAGAAAACUAACCUCUAAGGUUAAUGCUUUAGAAGAAGCUGUUCCCAUGAUUGUUCAGGAACAGACCUCUUUUAAGGUUCGCCUUGCCUUGAGAUGUCAUAUUGAUUUUCAUUGGAUUUGUGUAAUGCCCCUAAAAGUUAACGAAUCUCUGUAUUCUUGGGAGAGAGUUAAAAAUCAUAUCCUAGGUAUCUGGAAUCACUCAGAUUUAAAUUUUGAUUUAAAUUCUUUACAUAAAGAUAUUCGUGAUAUUAGCCAAGCUGAGGCUGAGUUUUCUGCCUCACAAAUAUCAAACACAUUUUUUUCAAAAUUUAUCCUCUUAUGUCUCUCAUAAAAGCUUUUUUACCACUAUGAUUAAAGUGGCUUUGAUUGGAGGAUUGAUAAUUCUUCUGCUUCCAGUCAUCGUCAGACUGUUGAGGGGUAGUAUCCAGGGGCUGGCAAUGGAACUUCAUGCCAUUAAAUUAAAAAAUAAAAAGGGGGAGAUGCUGGAAGCCGAGCUAUCCCAGCCUGAGUGGCAAAACCUGGGCUGUGGACGGAUUAGUGACUGCAAGGCGGCCCACCGACAGUGAAGCUUCUUGCACUCCUGCUUUUAGGUAAUUCGGCCUUAAAACAACCUGGGGUAUUGUCUGUUGGGGAAUGGCCCUCGACAGGCCCCCUGGGAAAAGAACCAUUAGGAAAGAAAAUAAGGUUCCGCAAGGGCCUUACGUUUAGCCCUUGCCAUCCCCUAUGGAGACUCCUCUACUUACAGGAAGGAUAGCCUCAUGCAUUUGCUAGCAAAGAGGGCCUGUGAAGGAGAGACAUAAAGAUUUGAAAGCCUCACUCUGGCAACUAAGGAGUGAAUCUCUGGGCACAGGUGACUUCAACCCAUAGCCCCACCUGGCCCCCCGGAGGCAUUCCAGAUGAUGACUGGUCAGUUAAGGUACAGAAUGGUUCAUUGGUUCCUAGGUGCAUUGUCUCUCUGAGAAUGUAUGAGGCAUGGGUUUCUAAGGCCUUUUCAGCCCCUUUCUGGCACCUCAGACUGAGGCAAACACAUUGUUCUUCUGGCUUCAAGUGGUUAGGAGGUCAUGUCCCUGUAACUGUUCCACUUGAGGUGUUUCAUGCGAACAGCAAAGCAAAUGCUUCAUAGACUAUAGAUAAUUAUAGAUAAACGCAGAUGCAUAAUGGAAUAAUGUAAGAAAUUAAUCAAUAAUCAAAGGGUAUGUGGGAACAUUACGGGAAAAUCGCCAUGUUAUUUCUUAAAGGUUGAUUACACAUAGGAACGUUUUUAAAAUUAGGUAAUGUUAGAAAAACGUAGAUGACGUAUGCUACAAGGAAAUCACUAGCAAAUAUAAUGCCACGUUUGCUACAAUAAAUCAGCCAGUUCAACACA